UUCAGAUUUCUCAAAUUCUUAAAUAUGAACAAGAGCUGUUGAAAGGAACAAUUGAUCCAAGUUUGCUUUCUGCUAUUGCACAACUGGUCGUGUCGCCCGGGCCAGAGACAACAGGAGGGAAAUGGCGGCGGCUGACAAUCAUCAUCAUCAUCAUCAUCAUGACGAUUCGUACGUCGGGAUCCCAACCUCUGUUGAGGAGCCAGGGCUUCCGCAGUCCGUCGAUGUCAUCAAGAUGACAGUCGAUAGCGAUCCCGAUCCAUACGUCAACGUCGUAGGUGUCGGCUCCAACACCGUUCUAGGGGUGGGGUCUAUCUAUGGCGGCGUGUCACGGGCAGCAUCGAGUAGCCAGACUGAGUCGGAUUCGUUUCCUGUGUCUCCUGUGCUCUGUAGAUCAUUUUCUGAAGAUUGCACCCAGCCUCUCCUCGAACAACGUCUCCCAAUGUUGCCUUCUUUCUCCAGGAAUGGCGUUAAUGGGGUUAUUAAUGGGGUUAAUGGGGUUAGUAAUGGGGUUAUUAAUGGGGUUAAUGGGGUUAAUGGGGGGGGUGAUUGGGUUAAUGGGGGGGGUGAUUGGGUUACUGAUGUCGACGAGCACACUUUAAGAUGCUGUGCAAGAGGCUUCUUCUUUCGGUACUUGAGGGAGAUGUUCUGCUCCAUGCUUCUGGGCUCCAAGCUGAACGUUUUGCUGCUGUUUCUACCAGUAGCGUUCUACGCCAAUGCCAAGCAAAUGGACAGAGGGUGGAUUUUCGCCUUCUCGUUGCUUCCGCUGGCUCCACUUGCAGAGCGCCUCAGCUUCAUCACCGACCAGAUUGCCUUGUCGACUAAUCCUAUGGUGGGUGGCCUUCUGAAUGCCACUUUCAGCAAUGCCCCCGAGUUAAUCUUGAGCAUCGUUGCCCUGAAGGCCGGGCUCUUUCGUGUCGUGCAGCUGUCGCUACUCGGUUCAGUGCUGGGCAACAUGCUACUUUGUCUGGGAUCUGCAUUCUUUGCCGGCGGAAUCACGCACAAGGAACAGAAAUUCAAUGGAACCGCAUGCAUGACAAACACAGGGUUGUUGAUGCUAGGUGCCUUGAGCACAUUGUUUCCCCAUGUGUUGCACGCAACGCACACGGAAGCGGAGAUGGACGUCUCGGAACUCCAGCUGUCUCGAGUAUGUGCGGUGGUGAUGCUUAUCGGGUACCUCAGCUACAUCACAUUUCAGCUCAUCACCCAUGUCGACCUCUAUAGCGAUGAAGAGGACGGGGAGGAAGCGACCAUUGGUCUGUGGGGCUCUCUUCCCUGGCUGGCGCUGAUCACAGGAUGCAUAUCUGUCCUGUCGGACCUCCUGGUGGACACAAUGGAGGCGGCGGCGAAGUCGUGGGGAGUUCCGGCUGCAUACUUGUGCGUAAUUCUCUUGCCGAUCUUCAAUAAUGUGGCAGAACAUGGGUCUGCUGUACUGUUUGGGGUGAAGAACAAGCUCGACUUGGCGCUUGGAAUCGCGGUUGGCUCGUCGAUUCAGAUCUGGAUGUUCUUGAUGCCGUUGUGUGUUGUGGCGGGUUGGAUCUGCGGAGAUGGUUCUUCGAUGGAAAUACGACUUGGCUUGCAGAAUCUGAUGCGCAUGCCGGAUAUUCCAGAAGCUUCUCGAGAGGAUUGAUCACUCACAGAGAGAAUGUGGUGACUUGCUGGCAUAUAUCAACAGAUUCAACAGCCUUUUAUGAGAUCAAGAGUCUCAGAGCAGUGGGCCUCAAGGUAUCCUAGAAAGCCAGCCUUAGGAGAGAGAGGAAGUAAGUUCCCCUCAGCACAAGGUUGCAUGCCGCGUGCCCGAGUGCAUUGCGCUACUAACUUACUAAGCAAUUGCCGCAAAAUUUACGUGAACGGUGCCUUUUUAAAACUUUAAGGCAGAGUAAUGGGAGCUCUGAGGCUGUCAAUGCCAACAAAGUUAACACAGAUGU
Chara braunii is the source of this 1925-nucleotide messenger RNA. The record is from the annotation of a GenBank genome assembly. Lineage: Eukaryota; Viridiplantae; Streptophyta; Charophyceae; Charales; Characeae.